Molecule: messenger RNA, 4888 nt
Organism: Lagopus muta (rock ptarmigan)
Lineage: Eukaryota; Metazoa; Chordata; Aves; Galliformes; Phasianidae
Gene: GRID2IP
Product: Grid2 interacting protein
Exons: 20
Coding region: 64-3198 (1044 amino acids)
Molecular function (GO): protein binding
Source: RefSeq, a predicted model, not a curated record
GCUGAGCCUCAGCUGCAUGCGGAGCUGAAGCGUCUCCUUUUGUUCCCGCUGCACCUUGGACAAAUGGGGAAGGACCGGAGCUUCUCUCGGCAUUUUCGGAUUUUCAUCCCCAAAAAACACCGGCAGCGCUUCGAUGAGGUGGUGUCACAGAGCCUGAUCAGCAAGCUGUGCCGCUCCAAGAGUGAACAGCACAGCAACCGCCUGCGGCGCAGCCGGAGCGAGGACCACCAGGAGAGGCUGCUCGUGUCCACCCGCGCCAGCUCUGUGCCCCGCAGCCACGAGGAGCUCAGCAAGAGCCUGCGGAAAACCACCUCGCUCAUCACCAGCAAUGUGGCCUCAGGGGCUGCGCGCAGGACGGUGCGAGUUUAUAAAGGCAACAAAAGCUUUGGCUUCACGCUGCGCGGACAUGCACCAGUGUGGAUCGAGUCCGUUCUGCCAGGAAGUCCGGCUGAGAAGGCUGCACUCAAACCUGGAGACCGAAUCCUAUUUCUUAAUGGCCUGGACAUGAGGAACUGCUCUCAUGACAAGGUGGUGUCGAUGCUGCAGGGCAGCGGGGCGAUGCCCACCUUGGUGGUGGAAGAGGGCAUCGUCAAUUUCUCCAGCGACUCUGACUCUGCCGACUCCCCGACCAGCUCCUCUGCGCUCACCUCCCUGCAGUGGGUGGCAGAGAUCCUCCCCUCUAGCAUCAAGAUUCAAGGGAGGACCUUCAACCAGCAGCUGGAGCACCUGCUCACCCCACCUGAGCGCUGUACCAUCUGCAAAGCACUGGAGAGCUUCUUCCAACAUCGGAACAUUGACACUCUUAUUGUGGAUGUGUACCCGGUGCUGGACACACCAGCCAAGCAAGUCAUUUGGCAGUUUAUCUACCAGCUGCUGACGUACGAAGAGCAGGAGCACUGCCAGCAAAAGAUUGCCAGGUUUCUUGGUUACAAGUCCUUGGCAGCUGAGCCCGAGGCAGAGGAACGCUACCGCAGCUCAGUGCGAGGGGCAUCGUUGUGCCGGAGCAGCCUCCGGACCAACCGCCCUGAGGAAGGAGGGGCUGCAGGGCAGAGUGACACCGUGGAGGUCCCGGUUCGCUUGAUCCCCGGAGAGAGGCAGGCUGGCGAUGGCACGUCUCUGCCAGAGACACCCAACCCCAAAAUGAUGUCGGCUGUCUAUGCAGAACUGGAGAACCGCCUGCUGGGCAGCUUCUCCAGCAAGGUGGGCAAUGCUGCUCUGCACCACGCAUCGUCCCCAGCCCCCGACCCGGCGCAUGCUGCAGGUAGCGCCCGAUUUUCCUCAGCUCUGGAGAGAGGCAGACGUGGGGGGGUCUCCAGUGGCAGCAGGAACCGCCCGGCAGCGCCCUGUCCCGCAGGUGCCCGCAGAUCAGGGGUGCCCGUCUCAUGGCCAAGCGACCCGCUGGCCGCCCAGCAGUGCUACUACCGCCUGCACAGCAGCCUGCGGUCCCCGAGCAGCACCGAGUCCAAUCCCUACGUCAGCCUGGACAGCAGCCCGGCCCCGUCCCCCCAGCACCGGCCCUACCCGCUCAGCCCGCUGUCGCGGCGCAAGAAGCUCUUCACCUUCUCCAGGCCGCCACGCAGCCGCGACACUGACCGCUUCCUGGAUGCUCUCAGCGAGCAGCUGGGACACCGUGUGACCAUCGUGGAUGAUUUCCUCACCCCCGAGAAUGACUACGAGGAGAUGAGCUUCCACGAUGACCAGGGCAGCUAUGUCACCAACGACGUCAGCAGCAGCGAGUACAUCAGCAGCAGUGAUGAGGGCAGCUCCCUCACCUACUCCACGCUGUCGGACCACAUCCCCCCACCUCCGCUCAGCCCCCCGCCCCCGCCGCCCCCCCUGCAGUUCCAUGACCCCCAACCUGUCCCUGCCAAGGCCGAGCCCCCCAAGGCCAGCACCUCUUCUGCCCCCAAGCCCCUGGUGGGCCACCUGCACCCCGUUCCGCCUCCGCCUCCCCCCCCGCCUCCCCCACCUGUGCCCUGCGCCCCCCCCCUGCACCGGGGGCUGCUGCACCGCCGGAGUGAGACCAACCACAUGAGUGUCAAGAGGCUGCGGUGGGAGCAGGUGGAGAACUCGGAGGGGACCAUCUGGGGACAGCUCGGGGAGGACUCAGACUAUGACAAGCUGAGCGACAUGGUCAAAUACCUCGACCUGGAGCUUCAUUUCGGGACGCAGAAGCCAACCAUUUCUCUUCCAGAGCCAACUUUCAUGCCUGAAACAUUUAAAAAGAAAGACGUGGUUGAAAUUUUGUCCCACAAAAAGGCCUACAACACAUCCAUCCUGAUCGCCCACCUGAAGCUCUCACACAUGGAACUGCGUCAGAUCCUCAUGACGAUGGAGACGGACCGCCUGGAGCCUUCCCACAUCAAGCAGCUCCUGCUGUACGCCCCGGAUGGGGAAGAGGUGCAGCGCUUCCAGAGCUACAAGGAGAACCCCGGCAAGCUGAGCGAGCCUGACCAGUUCGUGCUGCAGAUGCUGUCAGUACCAGAGUACAAGAUCCGACUGCGCAGCCUUCACUUUAAGACCACUCUGCAGGAGAAGACGGAGGAGAUCAAAGCGAGCUAUGAAUGUAUUUGCAAGGCCUCUCUGGAGCUGAAAAGUAGCAAGAAGCUGGCAAAGAUCCUGGAGUUUGUGCUGGCCAUGGGAAACUACCUGAACAACGGGCAGCCCAAGACCAGCAAAACGACAGGCUUCAAAAUCAACUUCCUCACAGAGCUGAACACAACCAAGACCGUUGAUGGGAAAUCCACCUUCCUGCACAUCCUUGCCAAAUCUCUCAGCCAACACUUCCCAGAGCUUCUGGGCUUUGCCAAGGAUCUUCCCACAGUGCCGCUCGCUGCCAAAGUGAACCAGAGAACACUGACAGCCGACCUGAAGGACCUUCACACCACUGUCACUGACAUCCAGAUGGCCUGCCACAGCAUGCCAGCCACCGCCGAGGACCGAUUUGCUAUCGUGAUGACCUCCUUCCUGGAGAGCGCGCAGCCCGCCAUGCGCUCACUGGACGACCUGCAGCACAGGGCCAUGGAGGAGUUCAGCAAGGUGCUGUCUUUCUUUGGGGAAGACUCCAAAAUGACAACUUCAGAAGCUUUCUUCGGCAUUUUUGCAGAAUUCAUGAGCAAGUUUGAGCGGGCACUCACGGAUGUGCAGGUUGGAGACAGCCAGCGCAGCCCCAGGAUGACAUCCCCCCUUGCCUGGUGACAACAUGAGGCGCAAGGAUUCGUUGCCAAUGAAGUGCAAUUUGCUCCCAUUGAGUUUGGUUGUAAAUAGGCUGCUGCCACCUGCCACCAUCGAGCAGAACCGCAGGGGCCGGGGCAGCCUGGAUGCUGAGCACACGUGUGGAUGGCUGCAGAUGGAGACGAGGCUGAGACACUGGUGCACAAAGGGAAACCCUGUGCUGGUUUGAUGGCAUCCUUCUUAGCGUCAUUCAUUUCUAGUGUAUCACAGAAUCAAGGAUUGCAGACACAUCUGGGUGAAACCCCGCUGCCCUGUGUUCCCAUGGCACACACUGCUGGCACCAGGGCUCACUGGAGCCCUGUCACUCAUCCCCACAACCACGUUCUGUGUGGUUGUGCAAUGUCCCAGCCUCUCAUGCAGGGUGUGUCCCCAGUGUUCCCCUUGCAGGUGCAGAGCCCUGGUGCCAGGUGCCCAAGCUGGAAGCACCAGGGAUGGGGUACACUGUGCAGCAAUGCUGUGGCGAUGGGAAGAAAUGAGACCUUGCAGAACCCCAGUGACACAAUAUGUAGUCCUAAAUGAAGAUCCAGGCUGGUUUUGCCCAGCUGCUCAGGGGAGCAAGAAAAGCCCCACAGCCCUUCCUGGCCAUCAGCUUUGCAUAAGAGUUUGUCAGUGACUGACAGAAAUCUUCCCAGUAAUCUGACAUCAUCAGCACUAGACUUAUCCGAACUCACCAGGAGCCAGGGAUCCCUGAGCAUUUUGGCGCCUCCUUGGAAAGCACAAAAUCUUUGGUAGCUUAAAAAUGAACGGGAGCCCUCUGAUGCCCUGGUACUGCCCUGAGAGCAGCAGAGAGCAGCCAGAAGCACCCCGUGCCUUCUGGAACCCGCUCCCAGGGCUUGGGGAUGUACAAUGACUUGAGCAGUCCGUGCAGGCUGUCUCAGGGGCCUGAUGCACACCCAUCCUGCAGCAGCGGCUGUUUGCUGUAAUCAAGGCAAUUCCCCGCCAGAUGUCCCUGGACAAAGGGCUAGCAGCACCCUGCAGUCCGUGCACGUGCCUCCAGACCACGCAGCGCCCGCCAGCUUUGCGGCACAACACCGCAGUGCGUUACACAGCGAGGCUCUGCUCGGUGCACAGCGCAGCCACUGCUGUGUGCAUCCCACCCACCUGAGCCCCCCACUCGCUGACGCCUAGGUGACCCCCCCAUGCCGAUGCCAGAGUGAGAGCUCUUACUGUGCUGAAACACACUGUUACCAACCUGUGCAUUAUUUAUGGGAGACCUUAUAACCCUCAAAUCUUCUGUUUUCAAUACUUUUUUUUAACCCUUCUCCCCACGUGUUUUUGGUUUAUACAGCUGUAAGUGCCAGGCGGUUCCCAGCCUCGUGCUGUCAGAGCUCUUCUGUCCCCCAGUGAUGGUGCAGUGCAAUGCGCACCCAUCUGCACUUCAUGGUUUGGAUGUUCUCACUGCAUUCAGGUUUUGGUUUUUGGUUUUGUUUUUUUUUUGUAAAAAUGUAUUAAAAAUUCAAACCGCUGGAGGUUAUUAUGCAACCAUCAUUAAAAAUGUGAAAGUGCUGUAAAUAGAUUUUGCUACGUGUUGUAACUUUCCAGGAUAGCUAGAGCCCCGGCCUCCUUGGUGUUUUUAUGUGAAUAUUUUCAAAUUUCAAAACCCAGAACUUCUGAGAUACGGUUCUAUCAUUUGAUAAUGGGACUGUGUGUAUUC